This is a messenger RNA of Symsagittifera roscoffensis, 1162 nucleotides long. Its product is annotated as chromobox protein homolog 5-like. Gene Ontology annotation, molecular function: chromatin binding. The transcript has 3 exons. Gene Ontology annotation, cellular component: pericentric heterochromatin; nucleus. The record is from RefSeq and is a predicted model, not a curated record. Lineage: Eukaryota; Metazoa; Xenacoelomorpha; Acoela; Convolutidae. Bases 203 to 985 code for a protein of 260 amino acids. Gene Ontology annotation, biological process: negative regulation of transcription by RNA polymerase II; chromatin organization.
UAAGAUAUUGAUGUUUACCAAACUAAUUGAUCCAGUCAUACCGUUUUCCCAUGAGAACUUUUAAUGAGUUACAUUGGUUGGCUAGUAAUUGUAACAUCCGCUCUUUAUAUUGGUGUAGAUGUUUCAGCCGGUACAAUUUUAUUGUUUGAUGUAAUAAAAAUUGUUGGAACUGAUCUGUAGUAGUUCAUAGUAGAAUUUGAAGAUGUUUGUGAUGUGCGGUAGCGAUGUGCCGUCUACCAGUAGUGGAAUCACCCAUCCAGAAGGCGAACUGAUGGGACCCAUGCCUCUGCCCCCUGAAUAUGCAGAAGAAAUGGAAGUGGAACGCAUCAUUGACAAGAAAUUGCAUGUAGAUGGACGCGUGUUUUACCUGCUCCACUGGAAACACACGGAUGCUAUUGAUGAUACGUGGGAGCCUCUGGAUCACCUGGACUGCCCGGAACUGAUUUCUGAUUUUGAAAAGAAAAGGACUGAAGAGAUGGAGGAAUGUAAGGAAAAGGACAUAUCUGGAGAAACGGACAAAGAAAAUGCAAUGAAAAGAUCUAUCGAAAUCCGCACUGAAAUAAUUGCAAAGAAACCAGACAAGAAGUUCAUUAAAAAGAUUGGAAGAAAACGAAAAUCUGGCGGAAAAUUUAAAGUCAAUAGAUUUUCUCAAUUGCAACUGCAGUCUCCGUUUUUCAUUUCGGAUUGCGCGACUGGUCAAGAAGCUAGUGACGAAGAAUUUUCGGGCUUCGAUCGGGGAUUGGAAGCUGAGAAGGUAGUGGGAGUCACUGAAGAUGAGGGCAAUCUCAUGGUCUACAUCAGGUGGAAAGAUUCGAAGAGGAGGGAGUUUGUCUCCAUUGAGGAGGCCAGUAUCCAUUGUCCCCAGUUGGUCAUAUCUUAUUUCGAGAAGAGACUAUGCUGGAUGAGAUACGAUGAUCACAACAUUGUGAGGAGCACAGGUGAAAAUUCAGGAUUGUUCGCAAAAGAAAUUAUACCGAACAGCUGAAAACAGAGUCUUUACUGCAAGGGCCGACGUUACAUUGGACUAUCACUGCAUUUUUCUUGUCUCUAGAAGCUAAUUGGAUUUUAUUUUAGAUAACUGAGUUAGAUUUUUUGAAAACAACUUUGCUUCUUAGUUUGUCGUUUUUUUUUGUUUUAUUAAUUGUAAAAACUUGCCGCUGAA